Symbiodinium necroappetens is the source of this 477-nucleotide messenger RNA. The record is from the annotation of a GenBank genome assembly. Lineage: Eukaryota; Dinophyceae; Suessiales; Symbiodiniaceae.
GUGAGAUGGAGCUUCAAGGACGCAGUCAGUCUCCAGCUCCUGCAGGUGAGGCAGUGGCUGGUGCCAGCCGUCAGAACGCGGAGCUGCAGGGGCGAGUGCAAGAACUCCUUCGUGAAAAUCUGGAGCUCCAGGGACGCUCGUCGGACAUUGCCAGUGCUGCAGGGGCUGCAGUGAGACGACAGAACGAGGAGUUGCAGGUGCGUGUGCAAGAACUUCUUCGUGAGAACCUUGAGCUGCAGCGGUACCCGCCGCCACCUCCAGGCGCUGCUGAGACGGCCGGUGCUCUGGCCGCGGCCAAAGAAGAGAACGAGCAGCUCCAGGGCCGCGUGCAAGAACUCCAACGUGAAAACAACGAGCUUCGGAGGCAGAUCCAAGCCACACCAUCCGUUCCAGAUGACUUCGGUGCACUGGACCGUGCGCUGGGUGCGGCCAAACGCCAGAACGAAGAGCUGGAGGCGAGGGUCCAGGAGCUUCUUC